Xenopus laevis (African clawed frog) is the source of this 3842-nucleotide messenger RNA. It is a transcript of the gene cbln1.S, whose product is annotated as cerebellin-1. The record is from RefSeq and is a predicted model, not a curated record. Lineage: Eukaryota; Metazoa; Chordata; Amphibia; Anura; Pipidae. Gene Ontology annotation, biological process: maintenance of synapse structure. The transcript has 4 exons. Bases 786 to 1361 code for a protein of 191 amino acids. Gene Ontology annotation, cellular component: glutamatergic synapse; extracellular region; synapse.
AGGGAACUCAGUUGAUAGGCAUCUAGGUUAGCAAAGGACUACCUGUACCCUACCUGAUCCAUUCCGAUCCCCUCACUGGCAACGUCGGUUAACUGGGAGUUGAUGUACACCUAUCUGCAAAUACCUAAAGGAGUCGCUUCUGUCUGAUUUGAUCCUUACUAUGUCCACUGUGAUUUCCAUCUGCUGUAUCCAACAACUCCUGCGAUUCAGUUGUCAACUCAAAACGCGACCAUAAAUGUUCCAGUCGCAGCAACACCAUACCACCUGCCUCUGACUCCUAGAACAAGUCCAGUGCAGUCACAUGAAGCGGGACAGGCUUCUAUCAGAUUGGUUGCCUUUCGGAAGUUGUGGAAAAGGAUUGGUGAACAAUGGAAACGGUGUGGGCGUAAACUGUACGCUGCCUACACUCUUCUGGUUUCUUUGAGCUUCAGAGCUAGUACUGGGUGUAGCAGUAUGUGUACUGGGUCUAUGGUAUGCCUGCCGCUCAGGUUUCUGCAGCUCAUACGCCUUUUCUGAGGCUCUGGGCAGGGAUGAGCUAAGGCUCAGGUUCUCACACAUCGUCACCGGAGUCUACCAGGGGAAUGGUAGAUAUCGAAAGCAGCCUAAAACUGCACGAAUUCCAUUUUCAUCUUCAUCACAUCGCAUUUCCAGAAUACUAGCGGAGCUCCCCGGUUUCAUGGUCUAUUUCAGAAAAAGAAGGCUUACAAAUAGACAGUACAUUUAGCGCUCUAGACAGCUUUUCUAAUAGGUGGGAAGUGUGUGGUGCUUAGCGGCAGCCUGCUGAGAUGUGGGGUGUGGAGCUGCUCCUUGGGGUCCUGUACCUACUUGGGCUCACGUGUGGCCAGAACGAAACGGAACCGAUCCUGCUGGAGGGCAAGUGUCUUGUGGUUUGUGACUCCAACCCGAUGUCAGACCCCACUGGCACAGCGCUGGGCAUUUCAGUUCGCUCGGGCAGUGCCAAGGUGGCAUUUUCUGCUAUUAGAAGCACCCAUCACGAGCCCUCGGAGAUGAGUAACCGGACCAUGAUUAUCUACUUCGACCAGACCUUGGUCAAUAUUGGAAGCAGUUUUGACUCAGAACGAAGCACUUUUACAUCACCCAGAAAGGGGAUUUACAGUUUUAAUUUCCACGUGGUGAAAGUAUAUAACCGACAAACCAUUCAGGUUAGUUUAAUGUUAAAUGGUUGGCCUGUGAUUUCAGCUUUUGCUGGGGACCAGGAUGUGACAAGAGAGGCAGCCAGCAAUGGAGUUCUUAUUCAAAUGGAGAAGGGGGACAGAGCUUACCUAAAACUUGAGAAAGGAAAUUUAAUGGGUGGUUGGAAGUUUUCCACCUUUUCUGGAUUUCUCGUGUUCCCUCUUUAAACUGACAUUAUUUCGGAGAUACAAAAGACAUUGAAAGGAAACAAAUGUCUGAGAGACACGAACAAGACUUUUGUAUACAUGAAGUGUACAAGACCCUGCAUAUCUAAAUGUGUGUGCACCUGCUUUGGAAACUUUAUAUUAUAGUAAAAGACAAGAAACUGGUGAGAUCAACUAUCAUUUUAUUUAGUGUCAUUUUUAGGAGCAAAUGUCUUGUGUCCUUGUUCAUCAUAAUAUCGUUAUGAUCAUUUUGAGUUUUAGAUACAUCACUUUGUGACUAACCUGGAAAAUAUAGUAACAUUCUUAAAUAUAGCCUUUAUAGAACUUUUUUGCUUCAGUCAAGCUUCACACCAGAGAUAUAAGAGUCAGCGUGCCAGGAUUAUUUAUUUAAAUCUCUCCUUGUGCUAGAGUGAUUAUUAUGAAUUUAUGGCUGCUCAAUGUCUGCUCUUGUAAAAUGUUAGCCAAUUAAAUGCGAUAAAAUAUAUCCAACUUUUGGUAUUAUGUAUAAAAAUAUGAAUGUGAAUGCAGAAAUGUAAUUUUGCCUCAAGCCAGGACUUUUAUUUUUGUGAUUGAUAGAUAGAUACAUAGAUACAGAAUUUGCCUUUCUCGUGUAUAUACAAAAUCACUGAUUUAGUAAAUAUUGGGAAAGAUAAUCUGAUAAUGCUUUGUGUAGCUUCCACUUAGUUGUGGAUUAAAUGUUCUUUUUAUUUGGCAAUCUAAUCCAUACAUUUUCCUUUGGAAACAUUUUCAUCAUGCAAUCAAGAUUUUCAUAUGUUGCCUGACUAUAUUCACAUGCAUAGGUAUUCAAACAAACAAAUGUGCUUACACAGACAUACACACAUAAAUACAUAAGCAUUUUUACUUACAUAAGUAUAUUUAUAAAGGGUUGAAUACACAUAUGUAACAUCGCUUAUCACUGUUUUUUUUAGAAAGCUUUUGGUAUCACAUUUGACUGUAGAGUUUAAAUUUCAUCUGAAUUUGUUCCAUUGACCUCAAGUCUGAGUUGGCAUGGUAGUCUAGUGUAAAAAAAAUAAACACCUGUAUAUAUAUAUCUAUAGUAAUAAGUCAAAUCAACUGGACUUGCUGUAUUUUUUUUUCACUUAAAAACUUUUUGCUAGUCAUAAUUUCUAAAUUGAGAAAUCCAGUCGGAUGACGAGCGAAACGUCUCUAAAAGAAAAAAAAUACCUCAAGUCCUAGACAUUUUGCUAGUCACCAGUCUGGCUUUAUCGAUUUCUGAAUUGAGAAAGCCAGUCAGAUGACUACUGAAUCAUCUUCAAGAGAAAAAAAAAUACAUGUGCAGUUGAUCUGACUUAUUAAUAUAGAUAUACCAUAACCUCUAUGAAUGAGAACCACAGAUAUAUAAACACUUUUAUAUACAGCAAAAUCAUCUGUUUGUAAUAGAUUAUUUUUUUUGCUCAUAAUCAUAGGCAAUAAUCCAUGCUUAACAACAACCAAACUUUAUGCAAAUGCAUUUCUUUUAACCACAUUUUACAACAUAUUUUUUAUCACAAAAUAUUUUACACACGUUUAUAAAUAUGGCCCUUAGAUUUUUUUUAAUUGAAUUAAUUUUUCACCUGUACUAUCCUGCCAUGUGGAACAUUAAAAUUCUUAUAACAAUGUAUGCUUGUUGAUAUAGUUUUUCAGAAUCUACAUUAUUAUUUUGCAGUACAUAGAGAUUAGUACUUUUACUAAAUGAUCAUGCAAAAAAUAUGUCAGUUGUACUAUAAAUAGUGAAAUAAAAGUCUACAAAAUCUGACUUUAAACAGUAUCCUCUUAUUCAAAAUGUUCAUAAGAGAUUUUGGAAACAGGUUUUUACUAGCAUGUUAAAUAUAAAAAAUAAAUCCUCUAAUGACAUUAUAUUGUCUGCUCUACCAAACAACAUAGUGUUAUUAAUGAAAGGAAGCUGCAGAGUUAAAGUGUCAUGAUUUUAUUUCAAGAGUCUGGCUUCAAGAAGGAAUUUAAUUAGGUCCUAAGGGGGAAAUUAAUACCAGCAUAAUAAGCAAAGCCCCCUUAUUUAUUCCUAGGUUUAUUGUAAAAAGAGUUUCAUGAAACUGUAUACUGUAUACAAAACAGUAUAUUCAAUUAGGUCACAUUGUCAGUUUGAUUUUGCCUGGACAGGUAAUUAUUACAACAGUAGAACAUAACUGCCACACAGUUUGAUUUGUGUGUAAACAACUGUCUUUGUGUGGAGUGUCUAACAAUUGCAUUGUACAUUUUUUCUUUUAUUGCAAAACAAUUGUAGGAAAUAUUGUUUCAAGUUAUAGCUUUUCAAUAUCUUCAAGCAAAAUGUAAAGGCCUGCUAAGUGUUGCAACUUUUUCAUAUCAUUCUGAGACUGAGUACGUUUUCGAAAUUUUGCGAGAAAAUUCAACCAAUUGUUGGGAUUAGCCAUCUGGUUCUGUCAACAAACAUUAGGGGGCAUAUUUCUUAAGGUUCGAAUGGGAAAUUCAAAUUCAAAUUUUCGAGUUGGAUUUUUGGUCAAAACU